Molecule: messenger RNA, 894 nt
Organism: Cyclopterus lumpus (lumpfish)
Lineage: Eukaryota; Metazoa; Chordata; Actinopteri; Perciformes; Cyclopteridae
Gene: sf3b6
Product: splicing factor 3b, subunit 6
Exons: 4
Coding region: 134-511 (125 amino acids)
Cellular component (GO): ribonucleoprotein complex; cytoplasm; nucleus
Molecular function (GO): mRNA binding
Source: RefSeq, a predicted model, not a curated record
AGAAGAAGAAGACAAACCGGAAGUACGUACAACCUGACGACAUCGCUGCCAUUUUGACAACGGGAAGAGCAGGGAGUCGGGAUACUGCGUGUUGGUUUUCAGCGGUCUUAUUUACACGUACUAAUAUUUCACCAUGGCUAUGCAAGCAGCGAAACGCGCUAAUAUACGAUUGCCUCCUGAGGUGAACCGCAUCCUUUACGUCAGGAACCUUCCGUACAAGAUCACAGCUGAGGAAAUGUACGACAUCUUCGGGAAAUACGGACCAAUCCGCCAAAUCAGAACAGGGAACACACCUGAAUCAAGAGGAACGGCGUAUGUGGUUUAUGAAGACAUCUUUGACGCCAAGAAUGCCUGCGACCAUCUGUCAGGCUUCAAUGUCUGCAACCGUUACCUGGUGGUCCUCUACUACAAUGCAAACAGAGCUUUCCAGAAGAUGGACACAAAGAAGAAAGAGGAACAGCUGAAGCUUCUAAAAGAGAAAUACGGCAUCAACACAGACCCUCCAAAGUAGCUUCCAUGCCCCUUUGUCCUCCUAUCUGUACAAACCCCCAUGUUCCUUGGUUUAUGCUGGUAGUCAUUUUACUGAUACCGUUGUUAAAAUGGUCUUUUUUAUAUGAUUGUUUCAUCAAAAUUCGGUCCGUUUGAGUCUCAAAUCUGGUUGGUUGACAAACUUCACAAAGGACAUCGUUCACCAGGACGUAGAUGUGUCUGGCCAUAGUAUUCAUCCUCGGUAAGAUGUUUUUUUUCACUCUUUUUGUUACUCUUUUCACGUGCAUCCCAUCUUUAAAUUUGAAGCUAACCAUGUGCAAGCAAUGUGCAACAUGAAAUUGAGUUGAUCAGUGACGACUAUGUAAAGUAUAUGGUUUCUGUAAAAUAAAUGCCCCUAUUCUUAAA